CACCACAGUAACCGAGGUUUAUGUCAAAUUGAUGAUAAUUACCAUAAAAGGAGAAAGAAGAAGAAAGACGAGUCCACCGCUGGCUGCUGCUGCUCGCGAAGAAAAGCACCGCCACCGCAGCAGGUUCCCGUAAAACGACGUACGCAAAGCCAAAUACUUCUUUUUCAUUCUCUCUUCCGGUUCCAGUUUCCCACCAUCAAUCAAGAGUCAAGAAGAGUCAAGACAGUGAGGUUGUACGUUCGAUUUCUCAUUUCCUUCCGCUUUCGCUGCGUCGCAUCGCGUUCCGGUUGCUGCCAAAUUCAAAUUGUGUCGCUGAAACUGAAACGUAUUCGCCCACUGAUACAAACAACAUUGGGAACCACCCGACUCUGUCAUUUUCUUUUCUGUGGGAGGAAGAGUAACUUUUCAUCAGUUUCCGUCCUGGAAAAUUGGGCGACGGCCGAAAAUACCGCCGGUGAUAUCCUCCGUAGAAUUCGGCCCACUUUGGUGGCUGAGCAGAAGAGACAGGAGGUUGUUGACUAUGUACAACGAUUGAUCAGAACUCGUGUAGGAUGUGAGGUAUUUCCAUAUGGUUCCGUGCCACUCAAAACGUAUCUUCCUGAUGGAGAUAUAGAUUUGACUGCCAUCUGCUGUUCAAAUAUUGAGAGUGCCGUGGUUUCUGAUGUUUAUGCUGUUCUUAAGGAACAAGAAAUAAGUGGAACUUCUCGGUAUGAAGUGAAGGAUGUACACUGCAUUGAUGCUGAGGUUAAGCUUGUGAAAUGCCUGGUGCAGAAUAUUGUAGUAGAUAUAUCAUUCAAUCAGUUAGGAGGUCUCUGCACUCUGUGUUUUCUCGAACAGGUUGAUCGUCUUGCUGGUAAGGAUCAUCUUUUCAAACGGAGCAUCAUUCUGAUCAAAGCUUGGUGCUAUUAUGAAAGUCGAAUUCUUGGUGCUCACCAUGGACUGAUAUCAACAUAUGCUUUGGAAACACUUGUCCUGUAUAUUUUCCAUCUCUUUCAUAAUUCUUUGCAUGGCCCUUUAGCAGUCCUGUAUAGGUUUUUGGAGUACUUCAGCAAAUUUGAUUGGGAAAAUUAUUGCAUCAGCCUGCAUGGACCCGUUAUCAAAUCUUCCUUACCUGAUAUAGUGGCUGAAGCACCAGAAAAUAGUGGUCAUGGGCUAUUGCUGAGUGAAACCUUCCUUAGACACUGCACGGAAAUGUUUUCAAUCUCAUCGAGGAGGUCUGAGCCAAGCUUGAGGGUUUUUACCCUGAAGCAUCUAAAUAUAGUUGAUCCCAUUAAAGAAAAUAACAACCUUGGACGCAGUGUUAGUAGAGGAAAUUUUUAUAGAAUACGCAGUGCUUUCAAAUAUGGAGCUCGAAAGCUGGGUUGGAUUCUUUUAUUACCAGAAGAAAGAAUGGAAGCGGAGCUUAACAAAUUUUUUGCCAACACUUUAGAUAGGCACUGUUGGAGUAACGCAGAAUUCCCUACUAUGGACGCUGGCUUUGGGGUUUCAGUCCAGACAUCUGCACCAUUGGAGACGUGUGUUCUAGACAAGUUAUGUUUAGAGCCAACUUUGGACCUAAGAGAUGAAAAGACAUCAGGAGCUGAAGUUUCUUUCUCAAACAUAAGUUCUACAGGGUCAGGGUGCGAGUUCACAGGGAAUGUCCAGAAGCUUGGGAUGCCUGUUCUAAAUACAAGCAGCACUAAUGACGCACCUAAAUUGUCUUCCUUGCAUUCCAACCAGAUUAAUCUGGUCUCAGAGAACUGUUUCUGUGCCCCACAGAAUGGGUUUCGAAGCUUGUUAGGAAGCCGAAUGACCUCAGAUUGUGUUAAUAGUGAUGAGAUAUGUUUAACGUUAGAAGUUGAAUCUAAAGAUGAGGGUUUCAACAAAAGAUGCAAUGGAGACACUAGAAGCUUUGAAGAUGCUGGAAAGUUAUUAGAUCUUUGUGGAGAUUAUGAUAGUUACUUUAGAAACCUUAGAUAUAGUCAGAUUUGUGACAGGUAUGCCAUGUCUCCUACUCUACCGUUAAGCCCACCCAUGUCACCUCAUAGGCAGAAAAAUUAUCCUUGGCGAACCAACCAUCGAUCCCUAAACCACAAUCAUUAUAUUCCUUCGGGAAUUGACAGAAAUGGAUUCACCAUGGGACUACAGUCCAAUCCUGUUAAUCAUUUUGCGAUUGUUUUGGAGGAAAAUAAAAGGCCGCAAGGAAUUGGUACAUACUUCCCUAGGACGAAUACUUGUUCAUAUAGAGACAGGCAAUCUCAGGCAAAGGGAAAGAUUCAAGGACAGAUGACUCAGAGGCAAUUGCAAACACAAGAUCGCAGCAACGAAUUGUCUGCAACUUCAAGAGAACUUAGCCUAUCUGCAGAAGGCAGCCAUGAAUUCUCGGAAGCUGAAUUUCCAGCUCUUGGUAAUGGAAAAACGGGAUCAUCAGGUUCACCUCCCUCGCCUUGCAUUUCAAAAUGGAAAACCCCUCAUGGCAAUGAUACUUCAUGGCCUCACGAUGAACUUGGAGCUUGGCCCAUUUACCCGGAGCCUUGGGAUGCAACCAUCUCAGAAGCGAGCAACCCAAUAGAGCAAGGUGCUUCACACUGCUCAUCUAAGAUUGGGUUGUCAGCUACGGAAAAUCUGAAACGAGUAGAAGAAGACAAUCAAAGUCAUGAAAGGGUUGUUGAACAAUGUUUCCAUUUGAAGAACGAUGAAGAUUUUCCGCCGCUGUCCCACUGAGUGCUGUACAGGUGAGUGAGUGCAAGUAGACAACAAUAAAACUUAGGACAAGAUUGUCCCUCUAGCUGUAGUGCAAGAAAGAGUUUGUGUAUAUUUUUAGAAUCAAUGUCCUUAGACAUCUCUGGAAAUGGAUGUCUUGGGAGUGUGUAGGUGAUGGUGAACUUGUAAGUUUACUGGGUAAGGUAGGUAGGUUUACAUUACAUGAUCAGUGUUAUAAUGCUUUCCACUGCUUUGUAAAACACCAUGAGUUGAAUGCCAAGUGGAAGAAUGCUUUUGUUGUGCUUCUCGCAGCGAUGACAUAUCCAUAA
Messenger RNA from Momordica charantia (bitter melon), 3011 nucleotides. RefSeq lists its product as uncharacterized. The record is from RefSeq and is a predicted model, not a curated record. Lineage: Eukaryota; Viridiplantae; Streptophyta; Magnoliopsida; Cucurbitales; Cucurbitaceae.